This is a messenger RNA of Pelagomonas calceolata, 1438 nucleotides long. The record is from the annotation of a GenBank genome assembly. NCBI's taxonomy places the organism in Eukaryota, Pelagophyceae, Pelagomonadales, Pelagomonadaceae.
CCGCUGUGCUGGAAGGGCCAGACUGUGCUCUGACUGCGACACUGCCUGAAUACGCAAGACGAGCGCGUACGACUGCGCGGGCAGCCUCGCACGCGGCCGGCGGUACUCCCUGUGCAAGGGGCAGCGUCGACAUCGUGCUACCACUGAGUAGGUUGUGCACUGAGUAAGCACUGCCACCUGAGACGCUCCGAGCUCGCCUCUCGCUCGUGAAACAGGGCCGAAUCUACGAUGCUACUGCUCCCGAUGAUAGUCCUGGCCACCGCCGCCGCGCGGACGCCCGUCGUACUCGUGGCCGACGUCGGCGUCGACGACGCGAGCGCGCUCAUCUGGCUCGCGAAGGAUCCUACAAUCGACCUGUUGGGAGUUGCGGCGAGCUUUGGGUGCCACGGCGACGUGCGGCAGACCGCGGCGAACGCGCGGCGCGUGCUCCGCGCUGCCGGCAGGCCCUGCGUGCCGGUGUACGUCGGCAGCCCCUACGCGCUGGGCGAGGCGGCGCCACCUUCUGACGACGGCUCGUACGUGCACGGUAGCGAUGGGCUCGGCUCCGUCGCGGAAGCGCCCGAGGAAUUGCGGAUGCCUUCGUGUAAUGUCGACGAGACGCUCUCGGCCGCCGAGUUCAUUGCGCGGACGGCUCGCGAACGACCGGGCGAGGUCACCAUUAUUGUGACGUCGCCACUCACAAACCUCGCGCUCGCAUACCUCCUCGAGCCUCAUCUACCAGAACUCGUCACAAGGACGCUGGUGAUGGGCGGGGCCGUGCGCCACCCGGGCAACGUCUCGCCGCUGGCCGAGGCGAACUUCGCCCACGACGCGCGGGCCGCGCGACUCGUCGUGGACGCCUUCUCGUCCGAUGACGGAGACCGGCUCGUCAUCGCCCCACUCGAUGUGACGAUGGCCGGCGCGGUGGAUCAUGUUCACGUCGCGUCCGAGCUUGAUAAAGCGGGCGUCGCCCAGCGUUUACUGGCCAAGGCGUGGCGCACGUACAUCGGCAACUACUGUACUGUGUUGAAGGAGUGCGGUCCUAAAGCCGUCCUGCACGACGCGCACACCGUCGCGUACUUGCGCCGUCCGGAUUUGUAUGAUACCGAAUUGUUAACUCUGGAAGUGUCGGUGGGCGGCGCGGCGAACGGCCACAGUCUCCUGGAUCGACGCACGCUGUCGGCGUCGGACGAUGAGAUAGACGACCGCACGGGCGCGGUUGGGGGGCGGAAGCGGCGCUGUACGGUUCUGACUGGAGUGGACGCCGCGGGCUUCAGGGAGGCGUUUCUGAGCGCCGUCGCGCCCCCAGUCAUCAACGUGUCCCUCCCAAUCGUCAAAGAAACGACUCAUGGCCUUCGGACGUAUGCCGCUCCGCACCCGCUCAAAGCCUGACGCCGCACCCGCCCAAAGCCUGAAUUCGCCUGCUUGUAUGUAGUACUCGUAAGUAUUAAUCAUGCCA